Molecule: messenger RNA, 1041 nt
Organism: Bufo bufo (common toad)
Lineage: Eukaryota; Metazoa; Chordata; Amphibia; Anura; Bufonidae
Gene: LRRC10B
Product: leucine rich repeat containing 10B
Exons: 1
Coding region: 1-1041 (346 amino acids)
Molecular function (GO): protein binding
Source: RefSeq, a predicted model, not a curated record
AUGGGGGGAUGUGGAUCAAUGCCUACAGUGGAAGGAGGGGCAGAGGAGCCUUUACCAGAAGAUACAGAGGAACAGCUGAGUUCAGGAGAUGGCACCUUGGAGUUUAGCGGACGUAAGAUGACUCGACUUCCCGCUUCAAUAUGCGUGCUUGCUGAUCAGCUCUAUAAGAUGUACCUGAGUGGCACGAUGAUAACUGAGCUACCUGAUGACCUCUAUCAACUCCACAACCUACGCACCUUGGCACUAGAUGGCAACAGAUUACCUGAGUUGCCUGAAGCUGUUUGCUCUCUACCACAUCUGGGUCGUCUCUACUUAGGGGCAAACCGGCUUCAGGGUCUCCCCCCAUCCUUUGCACGUCUCCAGACUUUGCGUACUCUGUGGAUAGAGCGUAACUUUUUGCACCAUUUUCCACGAGUUUUACUGAACAUGCCUGCCCUGCGGUGUUUACAGAUGGGUGACAACCGUCUUAAGGGUCUUCCAGGAGAAAUUGCAACAUGUAUGCCAGGCCUCAGAGGUCUCUGGCUCUAUGCAAAUAGACUGGAGCAUGUGCCAAAGGUCCUUUUACGCUUACAUGGAAUAGAGAUUUUGGAUCUAGAUAAGAACAAGAUCACAGCAUUUCCAGACAUGAGUGGCAUGAAGGCACUGCGGCUUCUCUCUUAUGACCACAACCCUGUGAAUACACCACCAAAGGUAGAAGAGACGGUCACGUUGGUUGGUGAGGGUGCCCAGGAGUUUAUGGAAGAACGCGAAGAGCGCAGAAAACAGAUAGAGGAAGAAGAGAUGGAGGAGCGUGAAAGAGAACGGCAAGAGAAGGAGGCACAAAAAAUGGAGGACGCAGAAGGAGAGGGCGAAGAGGAAAGGGAGCAAGAAGAACGAUUUGAGGAGGAGGUAGAAGAGCAGGGGAGCCACCAUGUUAACCAUUACUCUGGUGAGCAGGAAGAAGACUACUAUCCAGAUGAGCAAGGGUAUUACCUGGAAGAGGAAGAGGAGGGAUAUUACCCCAGUGAAGGAGAGAACUACUAUGUGAGAGGAAUUUAUUGA